Molecule: messenger RNA, 3096 nt
Organism: Cryptomeria japonica (Japanese cedar)
Lineage: Eukaryota; Viridiplantae; Streptophyta; Pinopsida; Cupressales; Cupressaceae
Product: receptor-like protein 12
Exons: 2
Coding region: 1-3096 (1031 amino acids)
Molecular function (GO): protein binding
Source: RefSeq, a predicted model, not a curated record
AUGGCUGCGUUCAACAGGUUCGUGUCCCGUGUAAUCAAAAUGUUUUGGGCAACUGUACCCAUUCUUGUUCUUCUCUUGCACGUUAAUGGCGGUUGUUGUUAUCAACCCCAUGAAAGAGAUUACCUUUUGCAUUUCAAGUCGUCUCUUCUUGAUCCCUUAAAUCAAGUGCUCAAUUCAUGGCAUGGUUUCAACUGCUGUGAGUGGAAUGGAAUCCAAUGCCAUCCUCAUACACAUCAUGUCAUUCGUCUCGAUCUCCACAGUUCCUAUGAUGCUCGUUAUGGUUUAAGGCCUGGUCUCAAAAGGCCUCUGAGUAAUUUAAGUGGCGAUGUUCUUUCCCCGUUGGUCAAUCUGGAACAAUUGGAGCACCUGGAUCUCAGCUGGAAUAAUUUCAGUGGAGUUCCCAUCCCUCCUGGAUUGGACAGACUCAAGAGUUUGCGCUACUUGGACUUAUCAUGGGCUGGGUUUGCUGGGGAUAUUCCCACGGAGCUGGGGAACAUGUCUACUUUGCUCUACCUGGAUCUCUCUGGGUACCUUGGGUUGAGAAUGGUGAACAUGCGGGCGUGGUGGGGAAACAUGAGACAUUUACGGGAGCUUAUCCUGGACUCUGUAGAUAUGUCAAGAGUGGAGAGCAAUGAGUUGGACAACGCUCUCUCCGCCAUGUAUUCUCUCACCCGUCUUCAAAUGUUCGUAUGUCACCUGUCUGGAGGAAUUCCCCCUUCCCUUGCCAACCUCACCAAUCUCACCCACCUCCGACUUCAGACCAACUCUUUCAAUGGUAGCAUCCCUUCUUCCCUGCUGAGCCUUCCAAGACUGCAACACGUGGACUUGUCCCGGAACAAGGAUCUGGGAGGGAAUCUGUCUAGCCUUCUACCCCAACACUCUUCUUCCCUUCACACCCUCCACCUUUACCACACAGCAGUGGGAGGAAGUAUUCCAGAUUCUGUUGCCAACAUUUCCUCGUUAACUGUCUUGGAUCUCUACAGUUGCUAUGUCGAAAGUAUUCCAAGUACGAUGGCAAAUCUUACAGCGCUUAAAGAAUUGGAUCUCUCUGGUAACAUGUUAAGAGGGCAGAUCCCGCCGUUUGGGGAUAGACCUUCCUUAGGAAGACCUUUUCCUUUGGCCUAUAUUGAUCUUUCCCAAAACCAGUUGGAUGGUCCCAUUCCCCCAAAGCUCUUAACUGCAUUUCCGAACCUCCAACAUGUUGAUAUGAGUUACAAUAUAUUGACUGGUAAAAUACCCCCUUUAAUCGGCCAACUACUAUCUCUGGAAUCGCUUGCUCUAGGCAACAACAAAUUAGAAGGUGCCAUCCCUCUCAACAUUUCCAAUAUUCUUAAACUGAAAAGCCUUUACUUGUACUCCAACCGGUUAAAUGGGGAUUUUUCAGAGUCUCAACUUGAUAAUCUCAGCCAACUUGUCCAUGUAGACAUUUCCAAUAACCUUUUAACUGUCAAGUUCAGUCCAACAUGGAUUCCAAAAUUCUCUUUGCAAUCACUGGGAUUAAGUUCAUGUAACAUGGAAGGCGGGUUUCCAACGUUCCUAAUAACUCAGUAUGAGGUUCAGAUAGUGGAUCUGUCCAACAACAGUAUUGCAGGAAAUAUUCCCCAGUGGAUAUGGGGUGUCAAUUCUCUCCUGUUUCUCAAUCUUUCUCAUAAUCACUUUGCAGGAGAUCUACCUCAUUCGUUGAUGGGAAGUCGAUUACAGACUCUGGAUUUGCACAACAAUAAUUUACAAGGUCAACUUCCGCUUCUUUCUGUUCUUCUCGGGCUGUUGGACGUGUCAGAGAAUCAACUCAGUGGAUCCAUUCCAGCAGAAAUUGGUGAGUAUCGUAAACUUGGAUAUCUGUCUCUCUCUCGAAAUCAUCUCAACGGUAGCAUUCCACCUUCUAUAUGCCAAAUACCGUGGUUGUACUUUCUGGAUCUCUCAAAUAACAAGCUUACAGGUAACAUUCCCACCUGUAACAUUCUCGCCUGUAACAUUCCCGCCUAUGUAGAAAAUUGUACUUUAAUUGAGAUGUUGAACUUAGAGAACAAUUAUCUGGAGGGCAAGUUGUCACGGCAGUUUGCAAACAUGCCUUCUCUCAAGACAUUAAAAUUGGGUGGGAAUGGACUAAAUUCAUAUAUUCCAUCCUCUCUUGCAAACUGUAAGCAGUUAGAGAUACUAGAUUUGAGCAAUAACAGAAUGAUAGGGAAAAUUCCAAAUUGGAUAGGGCAGCUUUCAAAUCUUAAGGUUUUGAUCUUGAGAUCAAAUAGACUUGAAGAUAUUAUACCUUCAGAAAUUACAACAUUACCACUUCUUCAAAUCUUAGAUCUUUCAUCCAACAGAAUUUCAGGAAUUAUUCCAGGCAACAUCUCAUCUUUGCAGGCUAUGAAAAAUCAGACAGUGACUGGUGAAAUAUUUCAUUCUGCAGUUGUCACAAAUGGAAGCUCUGCAGGUAAUUCAAAUCCAAUCAAUGUUGAUCAAGAGACAAUCAUUAACAAAGCACGGGAGAUGGAGUAUGCAAGAUCAUUGGCUCUAGUAAAAUCUAUUGAUUUAUCAAACAACAAUUUAACAGGUGUAAUUCCUCAAAAUAUUGGAUUGCUCGAAGGUUUGCUUAUCCUUAAUAUUUCAAGAAAUCAUAUAAGGGGUGAAAUCCCGAAGAGUUUGGGAAAAAUGGUACAGCUAGAGUCUCUUGAUCUCUCACACAGCCAACUGUCUGGAAAUAUCCCUGUGGAGCUGCAAUCGCUCACAUUCUUGGCUUACCUGGACUUGUCCCACAAUCAUCUUUCAGGAAAGAUACCACAAGGGGGACAAUUCUACACAUUUGAGGCAUCAUCCUUUUCAAACAAUUCAGACCUGUGUGGCCUCCAACUGAAUACAACCUGUUGCAGCCUUCACCAAAAUAAAUCAUGUCCUGCAAGCAUUCGGCCAGAGGUAAAUGUUGAUAAGGUAGAUGAAGAAGAAGAUGAUACAUGGUGGGGAGUUGGCCUGGGAAUAAGCUUUGCAGUUGGGUUUUCUAUUGUAAUUGGAGUUUUGUGUCUUACCACAACUUGGAGUAGAAAAUGCUUCCAGAUGAUGGAUAACAUCAUCAUUUAUCUGUUUGAGAAAUUCAGAAAAUAG